This is a messenger RNA of Sphaeramia orbicularis (orbiculate cardinalfish), 2065 nucleotides long. RefSeq names its product biliverdin reductase A (gene blvra). Lineage: Eukaryota; Metazoa; Chordata; Actinopteri; Kurtiformes; Apogonidae. The record is from RefSeq and is a predicted model, not a curated record. The transcript is spliced from 7 exons. Gene Ontology annotation, biological process: heme catabolic process. Gene Ontology annotation, molecular function: biliverdin reductase [NAD(P)H] activity; nucleotide binding; zinc ion binding. The coding region runs from base 118 to 987 and encodes 289 amino acids.
CCGGAAGGUCCCUUGCAACCUGAACGUUCUCCUCACGUGACCCGAGUCCCUGAUAUGAUCUUUGCCGCGGUCGCUGGUUUUCUUCCUGUGCAUCUCUGAAGAGCUAAAACAGGCAGUAUGUUUGGAGCUGUGGUGGUCGGCGUUGGAACGGCUGGGUCAGUGAGGAUCAGGGACAUGUUGACUCCACCGUCUGGCAGUCCUGCAGAAAACCUGAUUUUGCGAGGGUUCAUAUCCAGGAGAAAUCUGGACCCUCAGCAGGGAGUGGAGCAGAUAUCAAUUGAAGAUGCAGUGAGGAGAGAUGAUAUUCAUGUGGCAUUCAUCUGCACAGAAAAUGCACUGCACGAAGACUAUGUCAGAAUUUUUCUUCAGGCAGGAAAACAUGUCUGUGUGGAGUAUCCCAUGACCCUGAACUACAAGGCUGCUGUGGAGCUCUGGGAUUUGGCCCAAGAAAAAGGGGUGAUUCUUCAUGUGGAGCACAUAGAGCUUAUGACAGAAGAAUACAAGCAACUUAGGAAAGAGGUUGAGGGAAAAAUCCUAAAGGAAGGUGUACUUCACUUUACUGGUGGAAGUCUGAAGCCUGGAUUUGGUUUACCAGCGUUCAGUGGCAUUGCCCGUCUCACCUGGUUGGUUGAUUUAUAUGGUGAGCUGUCAGUAACUGCAGCAUCCAUGGAGGAGGACUCUGGGAACAAUUACAGCAAGAUGACUGUGGGACUGCAAACUGCUGACAAAAGGCCACUGACAUGGAUUGAAGAACGUGGACCAGGCCUCUCCAGAGCUAAGAAGUUCAACUUCCGCUUUGACUCUUGUACUGUGACAGAGGUCCCUCCAGUGCCAAGAGGACAUGUAGGUCUCUUCAUGCAAGACCUGAUCCGCUUUUCUGCCAAGUUGGGGGGGCAAGUCAGCCCCGAGGAACUCCAGAAAGAAAAAAGCAGGAUUCUUCAUUGCUUACAAUUGGCUGACAAGAUACAGGAAUUAUGCUGCAGUUAAUAAUGAUAAUAUUAUGAUAACAUAAAAAAUGUGUGGUUUUGGUGAAAAUAUAAUUCUUGGAAGAGAUGUUAUUUAUUACCAGUGGAGUCUCCAGUUGCCAAACAGGGCUGUAACUACUAGCUUAUCUUUCAGCUGCUUUAAUAGGUGUAAAACUCACUUCCAUUAUGUGGGAACGCCUGAGUGGAUCAUCUGAUAGGCCACAUUCCACUUAGGAUGUCUUACUAUAAUGGGCUCAGGUUUGAUCAUUGCAUUAGAUUUUCUGCAUGUCAUCCCCCAUUUCCCUGCAUUCCUUGUCCGUCUCAAGAUAAGUGGAUGGACAUAAACGGAUGCAUAUAAAUAGUCAUUCACCACUGCCUCAUCGAUAUAUUAUCUAAUGCAGUGUCUAAGAAGAGCUGGGGGUUUUUUCUGUCAGCCUUAAUUUCACUUCUCUACACUUUAACACAGAAAUCUGCAUUUUGGAUUUCUUACACAUUCAAACCAGGCCUGUUACUUUAAAGUGAAUGCAGACUGUGCACAUUUAAGAAAGUAGACAUUUUGUAAACUUUCCCUUGAAUUUUCAUGGACAAAUAUAAUUUCCAUGCUUAUUCAUAGAAGUUUGAUUGGGCAUUGUAAAAAAAAAACAAAAAACAUUUAAAUGGCAGACUUUCACAUUCUUUGUCAAUUGUCAUUUUAAUGAAGCCCUCGCAAUCCCUUUCGUAGCAGAUUAUGACAUAGUUUUACAUUUAAGAAAAAUAAACUAUAAGGGGGAGAGUGGAUCACAGAAAAAAAAAAUCAUGCCCAUGUAAGUUCUUUGCAGACUGGAUGUAGGCUAUUGUUUUGAUGAAGUCUGAAGAUUAUUAUGUAUUUAUUUUAAUAUAAAAGGAUUUAAUUCUUCACAUUGUAUAUAUGAUGUGAGGUUCUGUUUACUUGGCGCACAGUCACUUGAAAUAUCCUGAAUCCUUUUGUAGUUUGCAUUGUGGAACUAUUUCUAUUCUUUAUUAUUAAGUUGAAUCAGUUUGAAUUUUUUGUAGCCUAUCUAUGCCUAUACUACUGCAAAAAAUGUGUGUAUCUUUGCCUUACAAUAAAAUUGACAAUUUUG